Cebus imitator (Panamanian white-faced capuchin) is the source of this 802-nucleotide messenger RNA. RefSeq names its product cystatin-S-like. Lineage: Eukaryota; Metazoa; Chordata; Mammalia; Primates; Cebidae. The record is from RefSeq and is a predicted model, not a curated record. Gene Ontology annotation, molecular function: cysteine-type endopeptidase inhibitor activity. The transcript has 4 exons. The coding region runs from base 73 to 549 and encodes 158 amino acids.
UGGGCAUCCUGCCUCAGGCUCUCACCCUCCUCUCCUGCAGCUCCAGCUCUGUGCUCUGCCUCUGAGGAGCCCAUGGCCCGGCCGCUGUGCCUCCCACUGCUCCUGCUGGCCGCCCUGCCUGCGGCCCUGGUGGCGGACGAGGACAGGAUACUUCUGAGUCCGGAGGAGGAGGAUAGGAUACUUUUGAGCCCCCAGGAGCAGAAUAAGAAUAUUUUGGGUGGCAUCCGUGAUGCAGACCUCAGUGAUGAGUGGGUACAGCGUGCCCUUCACUUCGCCAUCAGCAAGUACAACGAGGCCACCAAAGAUGCGUACUACAGACGCCUGCUGCGGGUGCUGCGAGCCAGAGAGCAGACCGUGGCUGGGACCAACUACUUUUUCGACGUAGAGAUUGGCCGAACCACAUGUACCAAGUCCCAGCCCAAUUUGGACACCUGUCCCUUCCGUGAACAGCCAGAACAGCAGAAGAAACAGUUCUGCUCUUUCCAGAUCAACGAAGUUCCCUGGGAAGACAGAAUAUCCCUGUUGAAAUACAGGUGUCGGAAAGCCUAGGGGUCUGUGCCAGGCCAGCUGCACUGAACACCUCCUACUCCCACCUCUGUAGUCUCCCACCCCUGGACUGGUGACCCCCGCCCUGGGGAAGGUCUCCCCAUGCGCCUGCACCAGGAGACAGAGAAGGUGGCAGACAGAGGCCUUUGUUACUCGGCAGGGGGCGCUGCCCUCCCGCCUUCCUUCUUGCUUCCCACCGCCCCUGUGUGCCCCGCACACCCCAGCCCCCAACCUCCUGCAAUAAAACAGUAGCAUC